AUGAUUGAUGCGGCUGGAUAUUCGAUCGAGAAGCAGUAUGAGGUGCUUCUUUUCCACUACCACUGGAUUGUGCCUCGACUGGGACCAGCACCAAAGCCCGACGGCACUCCAGUAUUUAAAUCUCUGAUUGCCUAUGAUGGCUCGCCUUUGGAGUACUCCUGGAAGUGGAACACCACGGUCGGCGAGCCUGACAUCCGCUACUCAUGGGAGGCGAUUGGCAAGGACUCGGGCACAGCAUCCGACCCGCUGAACCAUGAUCCAACGCUGGACUAUAUGGACAAGGUGACUCAAGUACUUCCCGCAACGGACUACUCAUGGUUUCGUCACUUCCUAGCAGAAGUUUACAACCCCGACAGAGAGUUUUAUGCCAAGGAGCUGGAAGCCGGCGAGCCGCCAGCCACCACUCUCAUGCACGCCAUCGAGUAUAACAAAAAAGCCGACUUCGGACUCAAGUCAUACUUCCUAGCGAGGAAACUGUUCAUGGGAGGCGACCCUAACACUCUGCAAGAGUGGGACGAUGCCAUCGUGAAACUUACCCCUAGCGAGGGCCACCCAGGGAGAGAUGCUUUGAUGCAUUUCAUGACCACCAGCCCCGAGGGCAAGCUGAUGAAGCCCAACGUAAUGGGAAUAGACAAUAUAGAUUCAUCCAAGUCCCGCCUCAAGAUGUACUUCACGUCCACUCACACCAGCUUCAAGUCGGUCCGGGAAAUCAUGACAAUGGGUGGAAUCUGCGACAUCGCCGAGGACAGCCUGCAGGAUCUACGCUCCAUGAUCACUGCUGUCUUGGGCCUGCCAGCAGAUUUCCCCGAGGAGGAGGAGAUUUCCGUCGAGGCCACCACCGGCGGCAAUACCUGGAAGGACUUUGAGACUCUGUGCGAGGGCUUCAUCUACUUCUUCGAUAUUGCCCCGUUGAAUGGCAAGCCGGAGGUCAAGUUUUACUUGACCACUCGCAAGUAUGGUGCGGAUGAUCUGACCAUUGCCCGCAACUUGAUGGCCUGGAUGUACGCACAUGGCCGUGGCACGUACUGCGAUGGGUAUCUUGGCAUGUUAGAGAGGCUCUCCGAGCACAGGGGCUUGGAGAAUGGCAAGGGAAUGCAUGCUUACAUUAGCUACCAGUGCGCUCAGAAGGGAGAGCCGGACAUCAAAUCGUACAUCUCUCCCGAGUUGUACCACAAGGCCCGAUAUGCGGGCAUCUAA
Messenger RNA from Penicillium hordei, 1197 nucleotides. It is a transcript of the gene nscD, whose product is annotated as prenyltransferase nscD. The transcript is spliced from 2 exons. Gene Ontology annotation, molecular function: prenyltransferase activity. Gene Ontology annotation, biological process: alkaloid metabolic process. Bases 1 to 1197 code for a protein of 398 amino acids. Lineage: Eukaryota; Fungi; Ascomycota; Eurotiomycetes; Eurotiales; Aspergillaceae. The record is from RefSeq and is a predicted model, not a curated record.